AUGGGCAAAGCAGGCCGCAUCGCGUGUAUCUUCACCCCUUAUGUCGUCAGCGUCGCCGCGCUGGUGGCUAUCAUUUUCGUCGGGUUGGGCAGCACAAAGUCAGGCUCCGGCACUCUCGACAACCUCUACUUCUUCAGGGCUGAUCUGAGCAAUUUAACCUCGUCGGGAGGCUCGUCCCUCGCCGAUGCACUUGCCAGCGACCUGGGCGACCUCGCCAACCUCGGCAGCGAUUCCUUCGAAGUUGCCCUAGCAAAGUCCAAGGCCGAGGGAAAUAUUCGCGAUUUUUAUGAUAUCGGUUUGUUGGGCUACUGUUCCGGCAACAAGACCAGCAGCGGCAGCUUCGAGGUCGAUUACUGCUCGGAACCCAAGGCUGAAUUCGCCUUCGACCCCGUCACGGUCUGGAAACUCAACACAUCGAGCAGCGAUUCCGACAGCAUUCUGCCAAGCAACCUCAAGAAAGCCAUCGACACCUACAAGACCGUCUCCAAGUGGAUGUUUAUCGCCUAUGCGAUCGCAUUCGGCGCCACCAUCGUCGAGCUUCUUGUCGGCCUCUUUGCGAUCUGCAGUCGUCUGGGCAGCUUGUUCACCAGCAUAUUCGCUGGUAUUGCCUUCUUCUUCACCAUCGCCUCCUCGAUUACUGCGACGGCUUUGUUCGCUGCUCUGACGGGAACGUUCAACUCGGCGCUGAAGCAGUAUGGUAUGCACGGCUCGAUGGGCAAGAACAUCUACGUUGCCACCUGGAUUGCUACCGCCUUUGCGUUCGGUGGAUCACUGUUCUGGCUGCUGAGCUCGUGCUGCUGCUCCGGUCGCUCGCCGUACCACGGUGACCGCCGCCGCGGCCGUGGCAUCUCCGCCGAGAAGGCCCCCUACACAUACGAGCGUGUCGGCAGUCCGUAUGGAGGCGUUCAGCCUACAACCCCGUACAUGCACCAGCAAGCCCCGCAUGAUGUCCCCAUGGACACAUUCCACCAGAGCAACAACUACCAACAACGCCAAAAUGCGUACGAACCAUUCCGUCACGUAUAA
Molecule: messenger RNA, 1026 nt
Organism: Talaromyces proteolyticus
Lineage: Eukaryota; Fungi; Ascomycota; Eurotiomycetes; Eurotiales; Trichocomaceae
Exons: 2
Coding region: 1-1026 (341 amino acids)
Biological process (GO): fungal-type cell wall organization
Cellular component (GO): cell cortex of cell tip; plasma membrane
Source: RefSeq, a predicted model, not a curated record